AUGGCUUUAGCUCCAAGUAGAUGUCCUUCUUCUCUUUACUCUUCACCAUCAUUACCAAAAAGUAGUGUCCAAGUCAAGCAAAUCCCGCUUCUUUUCUCUCAAAACACUCGCUUUUUAUCCAACAACUACUCAUUUUUCAGCACUCCAACAACUUUCUGCAACACCCUUUUGCUAAAACCAUCAAAUUCUUCAAUCCUCAGAGCGUCGGAAACUGAGUCCCAAAUAUCAAAACCUGCAGAGAGUGCUGGAAGUGAAGGAGCAGGAGAAGGAGAAGAAAAGUAUGAAGAAUAUGAGGUGGAAAUAGAGCAGCCUUAUGGACUGAAGUUUACAAAGGGUAGAGAUGGUGCUACUUAUAUUGAUGCUAUUGCUCCUGGUGGAUCAGCUGAUAAGACUGGCAAGUUCAGUGUUGGUGAUAAAGUUAUUGCCACCAGUGCUGUGUUUGGGACAGAGAUUUGGCCAGCUGCUGAAUAUGGGAGGACAAUGUACACCAUCCGCCAAAGAAUUGGCCCAUUACUCAUGAAAAUGCAGAAGAGAUAUGGGAACAUGGAUUAUGCCGGCGAAAUGACAGAAAAGGAAGUUAUCAGAGCUGAAAGGAACUCGGGUGUCAUUAGUAAUAGAGUGAGAGAAAUCCAAAUGCAAAAUUACUUGAGGAAAAAGGAGCAGAAAGAACAAAGAGAAAAGGAUCUUCGCGAAGGGCUGCAAUUAUACAAAAAUGCUAAAUAUGAGGAAGCACUGGAGAAGUUCGAGUCUGUAUUGGGAUCAAAACCAGACUAUCCUGAAGCUUCUGUGGCAAGUUACAAUGUCGCUUGUUGUUACUCGAAGCUUAAUCAGUUACAAGCUGGGCUAUCUGCACUUAAAGAUGCACUGGAAGCAGGAUUUGAAGACUUUAAGAGAAUCCGGACAGAUCCUGACCUAUCCAAUUUAAGGAAAUCUGAGGAAUUUGAACCUCUUUUGAAAAGGUUUGAUGAAUCUUUUAUCAACGAGAAUGCCAUCAACGCCAUUAAAUCUCUAUUUGGAUUCAACAAGAAAUAG
Messenger RNA from Dovyalis caffra, 1032 nucleotides. The record is from the annotation of a GenBank genome assembly. NCBI's taxonomy places the organism in Eukaryota, Viridiplantae, Streptophyta, Magnoliopsida, Malpighiales, Salicaceae.